Molecule: messenger RNA, 1267 nt
Organism: Rhinichthys klamathensis goyatoka
Lineage: Eukaryota; Metazoa; Chordata; Actinopteri; Cypriniformes; Leuciscidae
Gene: harbi2
Product: harbinger transposase derived 2
Exons: 4
Coding region: 41-1102 (353 amino acids)
Source: RefSeq, a predicted model, not a curated record
CCAAGUCCAUUCUCAUAGUAAGCGUACUACUAGUAGCAAAAUGGCUUCACCGUUUCUGGAUAAUCCUGUAGAUAUCGGAGCCCAAAUUGUACAAAGGGCUUUACGAAGAGAAAGAAUUCUUAGAGAUAAACAAAACCCCCUAGCAUUCUCUGACGCGAACUUACACGAGAAAUACCGAUUUUCGGCGGAGGGAAUGUUGUAUCUUUGUCGGCUUCUAGAGCCCCAUAUUAAGAACCCGACGCGGCGAAGCCAUGCGACCACUGUCCCACAAAUGAUUUGUAUUGCUUUGCGUUUCUUUGCGAGUGGUACAUACCUGUAUGAAGUGGGCGAUGCCGAGAAGCUCAGCAAGAACACAGUUUGCCGAACAAUUCGUAGGGUAGUUAUCGCACUCCAGAAAUAUCUGAACACUUUCGUUGUGUUUCCUGGUCAUUUACCCACUGUGGCCAUAAAAGAGGGCUUCUCCAAUAUAGCUGGAUUCCCUAGAGCUAUUGGAGUAAUAGAUUGCACACACAUUCCAAUCUCGACUCCAAUAAAAGAAAUUGAGGCUAAUUAUCUUAACAGGAAGGCUACUCACAGCCUCAAUGUUCAGAUUACUUGUGACCAUCAGUGUAUGGUCACAAGCCUGGAUGCCAGAUGGCCUGGCUCAAUGCAUGACAACCAGAUUUUCGAGAACUCGUCGUUGUGCAAGCGUUUACAGGAAGGGCAGUUUGACGGUCUGCUGGUGGGAGACGAGACUUACGCAUGUCAGAGCUUUCUGAUGACUUCCUACCCUGACCCUGAGACAACACCACAGCAUGACUUUAACGUGGCCCUCAGUCAAACCAGGCUCAAGAUUGACACAACUCUUGCCAUUUUAAAGGCACGGUUUAACUGUCUUCGUGACCUGAGAGUGUCACCAGAGCGGGCAUCUCAGAUUGUGGGUGCAUGUGUUGUCCUUCACAACAUAGCCACUAUAAGGAAGGAGCGAGUGCCAGAUGAAUAUUAUCUCUCCCCUGAUGAUGAUGAUGUUGACCCCAUUACUCGGGACCAUCCUGCUGGCAGAGCUGUUAGAGAUGCCAUCACUGCAGAAUAUUUCACUGACCAUCUAAAUAAGUCUGUUUGAGAGAAAUGUUUCAUAUUAGGCCGUAUUAAUGCAUUAACCUUUAUUGUCAUUAAAUUUGUUUCCAUCUAUUCUCAUGUUGAUGUUAAAAAUGCUCAAUGGAAAAGCAAUGGCUGGAAAUUAAUUGAUCUUGCACAUUAAUAUGCAUUAUUCUAAAUCUCUGUAAAA